AUCGGGGCUCCUGGGGGCACUUUACCUGGGGCGGGAGGAGGGUAUUUAGCUGUUGUUGGUUUUCUUUGUUUCUAGCCUCUCCUGCGGCCCAGAGGAAGCGUCUGUAAAUGGGGAAACUGCCUGUUACUGGAACAAAGUUAGCCAAAAUUACCCCCAAAAUACCAAGUUCACGGACCCCAGAUUAAAAACCGCCGACUUAGAGGCCGAGCGGCAGCGGCCUUCCAGGAGAUGUCCCGAGUCACCGGGCGGGAAAAGCUUGUUCCCUAGCGGGGAGAAAACGGGAUUUCUUGGGGGAAAUGGCGUUUUAGGGGGUCAGGACCCGGACAUGGGACCCUGGCAGGGAUGGCAUGGAAGAGGGAAGCCGUGAGAAGUGGACAACGGCAAGUUUUCGUAACUUCGGCACUUUACCCAAUAACCUAGUACUGGCGUUACCUCCGGGAUUCCCGUGGGAGAAACUGAGGCCCCGUGGUCUCGAGGGUGUUAAGUGUAAGGACAGAACCAGACUUGUAAAUUGUGUGAGUUUUAUUCGCUGGACUGUGGGCUAUGUGAAAGGAAGCCGUGAAAAAAAAAAAAGAAUUUGGAAAGGUAAAUUAGGGCCAGGUGGUCUAGGUCUGUGAAUGCCAUUUCGUAGGACCAAUUAGAAAAUGAUUACAAUCGUUCCGGCAGGAAUUAACGGGAGUUUAAACUCAGGUAGUGGUUUGUGUUGGCACCAAAGGCGCUUGGGUGAAAGACGAUUGUGGAGAGGUAGAAUCAACACAACUUGAUGCCUGAGAAGAGAGACAAAGAUCACUCCUGGGUCUUUACCCAAUAAGCCUGGAAGUGUAGUGGUGCAAUUAACAAAAAUAAGGUAAUCGAUGAGGAGAUGCAGGUGUUUGAGGGGAAAGGAGAGUUUUGGACAUACAUUUGGGGUUGUUCAAUACGAAUUAGGAGUCGAUUACAUAGCUAUUGCAUAUUUGAAGCCAGGUGACUGAAUGUGCUUAUUUAUUAGAGAGAGAAAAAGUAAGAUGUCUGAAAAGUAAUUUUCAUAACUCCUUGAAUGCAGUAUGGCAUAAUUUACCUAUAAUUUACUGGUGAUAAGAGUGAGACACAGAAAAGUUAUCCAAUUUUGCUAACUGUAACAUAGAUACUUGCUGAAUAGACAUUAAAACUAAUGUCCUGAUAUACUAACUCAGAAUGCUUUUUCCAUGUGGCCUGUUAGUUUCUUUUAGUGGAAUGCCUUAAGAUUUAUCUCAACAUUUUUUUUAAUUAAUUUUUUUUAUUGUUAUCUUUUGUUUUUACAUCACUUCCAUUGCAAAAUAUAUUCCUUCUCUUUCACAUACCAAACUUUUGUAACCAAGCAAAGCCAACACAAACUGUGUUCAAAGCUGGCUGUACUUAGUAGCAUGCUAAUUUAAGGGUUAAAUACUUGUACCAUAGCAUCUGCUGCUCCAAGGGAUGAGUGAGUUAACAUUUACUCCUUUCUCCCCUAGUUCUGAGGCCUCCCUUCCUACUGUCUUUUUAUUUGCAGUCUCCACUUUUAUCUGUGGCCAAUCAAUGCUAUUCCUUAAGCAUUUUAUCGAGCACAUACCAAAAAAACUGCAAGUUGGCAUGCAAAUUGCCUGUUGUAGGGGGUCACAUUUAUUUGUAAAAGACUAUUUACUGCCAAGGUAGACUAAGCAAUAAAACUUUUGCCCCCACUGAAAUGGCCUCUUUAAGGGAUUUGUUAUCCAAAAGGAAAGGGAACUGUGAUAUGGCUCAAGUUUCAAACAACACCUAAAUGAAAUGCUACUUACUUUUAAAAAAAGUUUUAUUGAUGCUUUUUUUAUAUUUUUUUGUCAUAAUUAUUUCAAUCCACCCUUAGUACUGAACCCUCCCUAGUGUCCAAAAAAAAAAAAAGCAAAAAACCUCAUUGACAAUUUAUACAACAUUCCAUUCUAGUAGGCCUCUACCCCUCUUUGGAAGAUAUGUUUCCUUAUUUGUUCUCCAUGACCUUUAUUGAUAUUUUUAGUUAUUCGGUUUGAUUUCCUUUAAAUGAUUUGUUUAUAUUGUUAUUGUGUAUCAUUCAUUCUCUUACCACUUCUUUUGUUCUGCAUUCCCAUGUUUCUUAAAAAUCAUCAUUUUUUACUGCACGAUAAUAUUCCAUUACAGUUCUUAUUCAAGCCCGAUUAAGGGGCACCUGAUUUGUUUCCAGGAUUAAUAUGCAUUGAGAAAACUGCCAUGUUAUGGCCUAUUUAGUAUAGGGUUGUCCUUGGAAAAGUCUUACAUGCAUUAGCAAUGGAGAUUGAAGUUCGAAUGGUGCUUUAUGAAGAUUAUUCAGUAGAAGUACACUAUAUUGAUGGCUCCAAAUUACAGCUUUCUCCAUGUGGUUCUGAAUUCCUGUUUGAAAAGGCACCUCCUAUUUCAGCUCAUCCUUUGCAGCAACCAGAAAGAAUUCGUCAAAGGACCCAAUUUGUUAUUAGUAAUUACAGAGAACAAUUACUAAAGGCCCUAGAUUUUAGAAAUUGCUUUUCUAGUUGCCCUUUUUUACCUGAAAGCAUCAUACCUUCUGAAAGAAAACAGUCUGUCUUCACUGAUCUCUCUGAAGUCAGGUGGCCCAGUCGUGAUACCCAUGAUGCAGUAAUUUGUAUGGAUGAUGGCACUGUGAAGAUUUCAUCUUUAGAUGGUCAUGCUUAUCUUUGCCUACCAAAACAGCAGCCUGAAUUUACUAUACAUUUUUUAUGCAAAAUCAGCCAGAGGUCUCACUCACUAAUGGUACUAUCAGAAAAAAAGAAUAAUCGUUUAAAGAAAGUGAAUCAACAGUGUGAAAAAGCAAGCCAAAACUGUAUGUUUAGAACAACUUGCGAUGGACAAAGCUUGAGGAAUAAGGAAAAUGAUUCACAUUGUCAUAUCAUGAAAUCCAAGGAAUUAUUAGGUGCAAAUAAUUUUAUAAAUAGAUCCGAAGGGAAAGAAAUGGCACCUUUAGCUCACAAGGAAUACACAUUUGUGUAUGCAUGGGUGAAGCAGUGCUGGUCUGUGGACUCCUGUCCAGAAGAAUGGAAAUACCCUUUAUCUUUGGCACUUGACUUUCUUCAUAAACUUAAUAAAGUAUUGAAACCUGAUCAGAAUGUUAAACAGGUCACAGUUUUAGCAUCUGAUAUUUCAAAGGAAGGUGAAGAGGUUUCUGUUCUUCCCAAAGCUCUUCCCCUCAGCUGUCAUAAUCCACAUCUGCACAGGUGGAAUUUCUCUGAUUCAUCUUUACAGAAACAAGAAGAAUAUACCUAUCCUGAACUAAUAAAAGUAGUGUGGUACAAAGGUACUAUAUUUAGACUUACUCAUGAAACUGUGAACUCAAUAGAAAUUUUUCCUGGUGAUGGAUCCAUUCUCAAAUCAGAAGGAGCUUUUUGGGGGAACUAUUUCACAUUCUCUUCAGUACACAAAGAAUCAGAACAAAGAGAAGAGAAAAUGUAUUCAAUAAGAAACCUUCCUCCAGAUAGACCAGGAAGUCCAUAUUCUGUGUGUUCCCUUAUUACACAGGCCACCAGAAUUCUUCAACAUUGUGUCAAAAUUAGACUUUCUUUAAGCCACAACUAUAAUAUAUGCUGCUGGAAAAUGGUUUCUGAAUCAAAUGAAGGGAAUAUACCAGUGCUUUUGAGGGAAACAUUCAUUCCCAUGUUAGGAAGUUUUUAUGUAUACUCUGAUGAUAAAGUAUUUGCUAUCUUUUUGGAUGGUAUUUCCCUAACCCUUAUUUGGAACUUCAGUUCUUUCUUCAGAAAGAGACAGGUAAAUCAAGGUGUCAUCUUAGGUUGGUGUAAAUUAACUCUUCCAGAUGGACAAGAACAGUUCAUUCAGAUUGAAAAUCCUGGACAAUUUGAAAGGUAUGUGGCAACAGUAAUAGCUUGGUGUAGGAGUCUGAUUCAGACUCAUCCAAAGGAGAUGUUCACAUAUCCUCCAUCAUCAUCGAUUACUGAAGAAAACUGGUCUGUUGCUUCUGAACUUGAAAAAAUAAAGAAAUUUAACUUUUUAUUGGAGAAUGACAGUGUCCUAAAUGAGAUUUCUACUAAGAAAACUGAACAAUCUUCUUCAGAUAUUUCAAAAUCAAGAUCUUCAGAAGCCCGUAGCUUUUUUGAAGAAGUGAAUAAAAAGAGUGUAUCAGUAGCAUUGAAGAAAACCUCAGAAAUCCUUCAGGAUAUUGAAUCUCUUCUAGCCUAUUCCAAGAAGUAAAAAAAUUAUUAAAGGCUCUUAAAGUUGUAUUUUGUUGAUUCAAAUGACUAUCCUCAAGAGAAUUGUCUGUACGCAGAAUUAUUAAAAUUGAAGGUGGGGGGCAGCUAGGUGGCACAAUGGAUAGAGGACCAGCCCUGGAUUCAGAAGGACCUGAGUUCAAAUCUGGCCUCAGACACUUAACACUUAGUAGCUGGGUGAUCCUGGGCAAGUCACUUAACCCCAAUUGCCUCACGGAAAAAAAAAAUCAAAUGGGACAAUUUGCUUCCCUUGAGCUGGUUGCUUAGCAUUGGUGUGAAAAUUUUCUAACUUAAUAUCAGUGUAUUUCACCCUGCUUGUAAAUAUUUUUGUAUGAAUGUGCUACUUAAUGUAAGUUAAAUUUGAAAAUGUAUUUUUAAAGUAAUCAUGAAUAUCAUAUUGUUUCAAGGAAUAAAGAACUGUUUGAGAAAUCUGAACUAUUUAAUUUUUUGAAUUCCCAGCCAACAUUCAUUCAUACAGUAGAUAUUUAUUAAGAGUAUCCUGUAUGUACUUUACUUUGCUAAAUAUUGAAAGAUAAAGAUGAAUAUGACAGUUCCUGCCUUUGAGUAGCUUACAAAUGUAUAAGCAAAACGCAUUUUAGUGAUUAGAUUGUAAUCUUCUGGGAGUAGACAAUAAGUACAUUUUUAGCCUACAAAAUUUUUUUAUUCAAAAUUAGCAAAACACUAAGGAUUUGUUUACUUACUAUCUAUCCAGUUUCUCUGAUCCAAGGAUUUUUUUUUCUGUAAAUGUGUUAGAGAACUGUGGGUCAGUCAGUAUAGAAAAAAACCUUUCAGUCCUACAGGUGCAAAUUCCCUCCAAAAUAACUCAGUGACAGUAGUCUUAUUUCCUUUAAGAAACAAAAGAGGUCUCAGAGUUUUAUGCUAAUGAUACCCUGUAUUGGGGGAGUGAAGGGGGAAGAAAGCCACUUUUGGAAAUGAAAUUAACAUCAUAAAGAACUCAGGAAGAUAAGUCUGACUCCAGGCCUGGCACUCUAUUUGCCUAUGGAUGCAUUUCUUAUAGCUUCCUCUCCAAAUCCUUUUCCUUGAAGACUCAGCCCAGGCAGGUAUACCUUAUCAUGAAACCUUCUCUGACCACUGUCUACUACCAUUUGUAAGUGCUCUCUCCAUCCUCACAUGACCUUGUAUAACACUUAAUUGUGUAUGUGAUGCAUUUUCCAAUAAAAUGUUAGCACCUUUAGGUUUUUUUUAUCUCUAGUGGCAGCUAGGUGGCGUAGUGGAGAGAGCAUGGAACUGCAGUCAGCAGGACUUGAGUUCAAAUCUCACCUCAGAAACUUACUAGCUGUGUGACCCUCUGCAAGUCACUUAAACCUAAUUGCCUUCAACAUCAGGGGCCAUCUCUAGUCAUCCUGAUGUAUAUCUU
Molecule: messenger RNA, 5574 nt
Organism: Dromiciops gliroides (monito del monte)
Lineage: Eukaryota; Metazoa; Chordata; Mammalia; Microbiotheria; Microbiotheriidae
Gene: C1H5orf34
Product: chromosome 1 C5orf34 homolog
Exons: 13
Coding region: 2254-4179 (641 amino acids)
Source: RefSeq, a predicted model, not a curated record